AUGGUACAUGGUGUAAGCCAUAAGAUCCAGGAUCAUCGAUCCAACUUUGCACGAGUCCAUGUCUCCGAACUCCACUGGGACAUGGUUCGCGCAGAGAAGGAAUCUCAGGGCUACGACAAGGAGUCUUACGAGUAUUCUUGCAGCCUUUCGCAAACCCAGACAUCGCACGUCGAGCAAAGCACUCAGACCAAGAGGAAGAAGAAGUCUAGCAUCUAA
Colletotrichum paranaense is the source of this 216-nucleotide messenger RNA. RefSeq lists its product as uncharacterized. NCBI's taxonomy places the organism in Eukaryota, Fungi, Ascomycota, Sordariomycetes, Glomerellales, Glomerellaceae. The record is from RefSeq and is a predicted model, not a curated record. The coding region runs from base 1 to 216 and encodes 71 amino acids. The transcript is spliced from 2 exons.